Messenger RNA from Ectocarpus sp. CCAP 1310/34, 1942 nucleotides. The record is from the annotation of a GenBank genome assembly. NCBI's taxonomy places the organism in Eukaryota, Phaeophyceae, Ectocarpales, Ectocarpaceae.
AUGGCGUCCAAACCAGCGGCGGCUACGACUAAAGCGUCACGCCUGUUCUAUCCUUUCAGGGCUCUAGGGGCGGUAACAGAUGGACUUCCUUUCGUGCUGAACCGGAGAGGAGACGAAUGCUUUCUGGCCGUGUCCAUAGAUCGAGCUUUUCAGAUCUAUCGAUGCGACCACCUCAGGGUCGUUCUCGUUUCACCCCCGAUGAGCAAGAAAAUAACGUGCCUGGAGUCGUGGGGCAACGAGCACACCUUCGUCGGGUGUGGGCGUGAGGUGCUAGGGUGGAGGCGCUUGUCGUGCACGGGGUCCCUCGGUUCACACCCCGGGACGGUUCGCUUCCUGCUGUGCGUCGGCAACACGCUCGUGUCUCUUUGCGAGGAGGGCCGCCUCAAGGCUUGGGAUCUCAAGCACCGCCCCGACGGCAAGAGCAAGGGGUCCCGCGGGGGUCCCCAGGGGGUAGGGGAGGGUGUCGUGGGUAAACCGACCUGCGACGCGGCUUUGGAAGGGGGCUUCGUGCCGACAGCGCUGGCGCACCCGCCGACGUACCUGAACAAGGUGGUGGUGGGCUCGGAGGGAGGAGCCUUGCAGCUGUGGAACGUUAGGGCGGGCAGGGGAGGCGGGUANCCUAAGGGUGCGACGGUGAGCUGUAUCGAGCCGUCCCCCGCCCUGGACGUGGCAGCCGUUGGCCUCAGUGAUGGCCGUGUACAGGUGCUCAACCUCAGGACCGACGAGCUACUGAUCAGCUUCAAGCAGGAGGUAGGCGUCACCAGCCUGUCCUUCAGAACGGACGCCGCGGCGGCCGAACUGCCGCUGCUGGCUUCGGGCGGGGGGGACGGGCGCGUGUGCCUGUGGGACCUCAAGGAGCGGCGCCUGCACCACACGAUGGGGGCCCACGAGGGGGGCAUUGCCAAGCUGCAGUUCUUGCCCAGGGAGCCGGUGCUGGUAAGCAGCGGGACGGACAACUGCAUCAAGAUGUGGGUUUUCGACUCUCCUGACGGGACGGCGAGGCUCCUGAGGAGUAGGGAAGGACACCGCGCGCCCCCUCGCGCAGUCCGGUACUAUGGCAACACUACUCUCGCCACCAUGGGGGAGGGGGCGGACGCGACGGCGCUUUGUGUCCUGUCGGCUGGCACCGACCGUUCUUUCAGGGUCUUCCACACCGUCAGGGAUUGCCUGAGCCAGGAACUUUCCCAGAAGCCGCUCGUCAAGGUGGCUACCCGACACCGGGUUACGACACAGGACGACUUUAAACUCCGGCCGGUGUUGUCCUUCGCCGCCAGCGAGACCCGGGCUAGAGACUGGUGCAAUAUCAUCACCUGCCACGAGUAGGAUAGCAAUGCCUACGUGUGGAGCUACGCCAAGCGGGCCGCCGGCACCCACGUGCUGAGGCAAAAGCACUGGCCUGGCAACGCCAUGAUGCACCCUCCGGACCCAAACGCGUUCGCCACGUCCGUUGCGAUCAGGUCGGUUGGUCCGUGUGUUCCCGUUGAAAACCGUUUCAAGUUCCCCAUGAUGUCGGUUUCGAUGCUAUGUUCGGCGCGUUAUUCCAUCGGUAGUACCGGUCCCACUGACUAACGCAGACGCCUUCCGUCAUCACAGGCUUACGAACAGAAAGACAUUUGUUGAUAAAAUCCAGUGUAAGGCAUGGAUAAGCUUAAAAAAAUAUGCCCAGUAUCAGGCGGGCUAUUCCCCCCAUUCACUGUAAAGCCUUCCACCCAUACCCUUCGACUGUGGUUAUAUAUUGAACGGGUAAUCUGUGUUUGUUUGUAUGUAUAUUUCCUAAAAUCGCACAGACAAGCAACAGAGUUCCACAAGGAGGGAAAAACGACCCAGAAAUAUGUAGUCAGCACAAGCGUACACGGGUAUACGCCAACACAAGCUGACCUAUAUUUGUGCCAUGAUGAAACGAUCGUACAGUGGCUGCGGCAACUAUGGCCUGGUGGGUACA